AGUUGAGAUUUAGCGAGAGAGGGAAAAACUGGUUUAUUUAUCCGAAUAUUAUAUUCGGAACGUACGUGUUUUGAUUCACUCCUAUUAUUAAAUACACAUCAAAAUGAAAGCUCAAUUAUUGGGAAAAGAAACCAGAUCUGGAGAGAUGGAUGAAGAACUCAAGAACUUCAUCAAGGUUUGGAUCUCUGCAAUAAUAUCCAUAGCUUAUUGUUACUACAUAUCAGCUAGAAUCAAAUCUGGUGUUUUUAGAUUGCUCACUGUUCUUCCUGUAUGUGCUCUGUUUCUUGUUUUUCCUCUGUUUUUCUCCUCUGUUCACUUCUCUGGUUCCAUUGCUUUUUUCCUCACAUGGCUCGCAAAUUUCAAACUUAUACUCUUCUCCUUCGAUCAAGGUCCUCUUUCUCCGCUUCCUUCAACUCUCUCACGUUUCAUAUGCUUCACUUGCUUCCCCAUCAAGCCACAACAGAACCCUAAUCCACAAAAUCAAAUCCCCAAAUGGGUUUUCGCCAUUAAAGUUGCCAUAUUUGGUGUGUUGUUACAUAUGUAUGAAUACAAGCAAUAUCUGUCCCCAUCUUUGCUAUUGGUUCUCUAUUCUCUGCAUAUUUACUUGGAGCUUGAGAUAGCCUUAAUGCUUGUCAGAGGUUUGGUCUUUAUGACUCUUGGGUGUGAUCUAGAGCCACAAUCCAAUGAACCAUACUUAGCCACAUCUCUGCAAGACUUCUGGGGUCACCGGUGGAAUCUUAUGGUCCCCGCGAUCUUUAGGGUGGCCGUUUACACCCCGGUCCGGCGACUUGCCAAGCGGAUAAUGAACUCAGAUCAGGCUUUGUUCUUGGGAGUUUUCGCAACGUUCCUUGUAUCUGGUGCGGUCCACGAGCUGAUCUUCUUCUAUAUAACGCAUGAUAUGCCUACAGGGGAAGUCACUUGGUUCUUUGUGUUACAUGGACUUUGUACGGCGGCAGAAGUGGCGGUGAAGAAACAGACGGUGGUGAAGCGGUGGUGGAGAGUUAGUCCGACGAUGUCAGUGUCACAGCUUCUCACGGUGGCGUUUGUGGUUGUGACGAGUGGUUGGUUGUUUUUUCCUCCUCUAAUUAGGAGUGGCAUGAUCGAGAGACUCGCUAACGAAGCCUUAAUGCCCAUUGAUUUCGUCAAGAGCAAGUUAUUGUACUUCGUUGAAUCAUGAUUCAUGGAUGUAUGUGUUUCUACCUAUAGCUGGAGUAUUGAACCAUACUGUAUUACUUUGUGGAAUUUUAGAAUAACACUAAUUAAAGAGAGGUAGGAGGUUUUGUGAUUAGUAAUAAUCUUCCAAAAAAUUGAA
Capsella rubella is the source of this 1312-nucleotide messenger RNA. Its product is annotated as probable long-chain-alcohol O-fatty-acyltransferase 3. The record is from RefSeq and is a predicted model, not a curated record. The transcript has a single exon. Lineage: Eukaryota; Viridiplantae; Streptophyta; Magnoliopsida; Brassicales; Brassicaceae. The coding region runs from base 104 to 1177 and encodes 357 amino acids. Gene Ontology annotation, biological process: lipid metabolic process.